CGUUACAGGCACCAGCGUCUCCCGACCUUCCUCCACCUUCGGAACAAGAACAACCUCGAAGAUGCUUGCUGCUCGGAUCGCGACAAGGGCCUUCAGGGCUCCACACACUAUGCGGCGAUUCAACUCCACGCAACCCAAGCAUCCUCCACAAUUCGAAGCUGCCGCACCACCUCCACCAUCAAGACAUGUAUGCUCCACGCCGUCAUCUUCAAAUUCCCUUUCCGGUCUUCCUUGCUAACGUCCGCCAGAUCGGCUUCUACAAAACAUAUGGAAGGGCCCUGAGCAAAGUACUUUUGAUGACUUUCACAGUCUACCAGGGUCUGCACCUUCUUUGGUGGUCGUUGGAGAAUAAAGAUUCGCAGACGUCAAAGCAAGCCGAGAUUGCAAGAUUGGAGAAUGAAGUGGCCAAUGUCAGUGGAGUAAAAGAAGUACCCAGAAUGAGUCUGGAGGAGAAGAAGUGAGAAUGAUCGGGAGACCGGAACGGCACACGCACGACAAGAUACGACGGAGCAGUUGUAACAAAACGGCCGUAGCCACU
Molecule: messenger RNA, 538 nt
Organism: Saitoella complicata NRRL Y-17804
Lineage: Eukaryota; Fungi; Ascomycota; Saitoellomycetes; Saitoellales; Saitoellaceae
Exons: 1
Coding region: 186-461 (91 amino acids)
Source: RefSeq, a predicted model, not a curated record